AUGGAUCCAAGAUCACGAAAUGUAUGAUCCCAACAUGUCACCCAGCAGACUCCAGGCUUACUCACGACAGCCUCUGGCAUAGUUAUCAGAGUGGCUAUCCUUAUUCAUACACACAUAGUUGGGAAGGAGUGGACUCGACAAUGCCCACUGAUGAGUGCCAGUCAGCUCAUCCAGUUCCUCCUGUAGGUACAAGGGAUCACAGAAUUGUGGACUAUGAAUCAAGUAGUGAGGAUGAGGUCAUGGCCAGACUUGCAAGCAAGCAUAUGGUUGAUCCGAAUUAUAACAGUACUGGCCAUCAGAACUAUGUUGGUGCAGAACCUGGACGAAUGUUGUAUGCGUCAUGUGUUACUGGGAACAAGAGAUCCUUACCAGAAACUCUGAGGGUGUCUGGAAAGAAGCUUCACAAUCUUAGUGCUCCCAAACCUGCCAAUGCCAUGCCUGGUGUUUGUGUGGACUGGAACAAGGGAAGGUCGUAUGAUGAACAAGAACUUGAGAUCUUGAACAGAGAAAAGGUUUGGGAGAAGACACGGAGACAGAUGAUAGAACAGUGUAAGAUGUCCUCUUUCGAUGAUGCAAAGAGAAACCUUACUCAAGGUUUGAUAAAUGAUGAAAGCCGAAACGCUAAAGGAAGAAAGCCUGAGCUGUGGAGUCAGAUGAGGAGGAAUCGGUAUAUUACUGACAAUCCAGACUUUGAAGAAACUCAUGAGUUGGAAACACGUGACAGGAAAGAAAAUAUUCCAGCAGUUAUCAGAGAGGAGAUGAAACCAGCUGGACACUAUCCUUAUGAGAACUUUCAAAAAGUCAUUCCUAAGUAUGAUGAAACAGGAAACUGUUGUAAGAAGACACAUAUUCCUCAGUUAAUCCCUCCAGGUCACUGGUCUAGAUGGGCCAUUGGGAAGAGUCCCGAGUCAUUGAAGAGGGAUGCCCAUACCUCUGUUCACGAAUGUAGUCAUGAACCGCUUGAGUCAAGAAAUGAGACGGAAACCAACCCACUACUAUCCACUCCAUCUCCACCACCUCCAAUGCCAGUGUGUCCGCCAUACUGGGGAGAUCCCAGGAUGAGCUUCCCUGUGCCUGCAUUUUAUCCCCCUCAGUGGCUUCCAUCAUACCCAAGCAACUACUCCCCAGGAUUCAUGUCCUAUCCCCCUCCAUCAAGUACCACUAGUCCAACAAACGUGAGCCCAUCUAUGAAUACAGGCUCCACAACCAUGACUAGUCCUACGUCUACUUCUACUCGCUUCCCAUACAGAAGCCAGCAGACUACAUCGUUCAGAAGCAGGACAACAUCAGCACCAGCACCAGUUCUUGAUCAAAUUACAGAAAGGGUUGAGGAGCAAAGUGGGGACAAGUCAUGUACAAGUUAUUUCCUUGCUGCCAAGAACAGACGUGUCUCUGAUUCUGUUUUGAGGACUGACACGGAGGUAUUUGUUCCAAGAAGAAGUUCUUAUGCAUCACGCCUACACAAUGAUGCCCGACUGAAUGCAAACUUUCCUCAACUUGAUUGGAAGAUCCGUCUGAAAAGUCGGUGUAAAGGCUAUGGAGUAGGGUUCAUUGACACUCACUGCCAUUUAGACUUCCUGUUCAGUAGGGAGGGCUUCAAAGGAACCUUUGCCAAGUACAUGUUGAAACACGAAGAAACAUUCCCAGACACCUUUGAGGGUUGCGUGGCAGUGUUUUGUAAUCCAGCAUCAUUUCUCCCAAAAGGUGGGAUGUGGCGGGAUGUGGUGAUGGAAAGUAAGGUGUGGCUAGCCAUGGGCUGCCAUCCGAAGAAUGUCACCAGUUUUGACACAGUGGCUGUGGAUGGUCUCAAGCAGUGCAUUCUUCAUCCAAGAGUCAUUGCAGUUGGAGAGAUAGGGCUGGACUACUCUGGAACAUUUCGCCAACAUGAAGUGCUACAGAAGAAGAUGUUUGCUUACCAGCUACAGCUGGCCCUUGACGUGAAGAAGCCACUGGUCAUUCACUGUCGGCAGGCAGAGGAGGACUGUCUAGCUAUCAUGGAGGAGAUUGUUCCCAAAAACUACAAGAUCCAUUGUCACUGCUUCACUGGCACAUAUGAACAGUGCAAGAAGUGGCUCACCAAGUUUCCUAAGCUGUACAUCGGCCUCACCAACCUGGUGUCAUUCCGUUCUGCCACACCAACUCAUGAAGUAGCCAAGCACAUCCCUCUAGGAAGACUGCUGUUAGAAACCGAUGCCCCCUACUUUGUCCCUAGACAGAUACCAAAAGGAUCAUUUGAGUUAUCACAUCCAGGGAUGGCAGUCCUGGUUGCAGAAGAAGUGGCGAGAAUCAAGGAGAUAUCUGUGGGACAGGUCCUCAAAGCCUGUCGCAGCAACACUUGUGCCAUGUAUGGUAUAUGAAGGAGUUACUUGAUGUGGCAUGUGACAAUUCUCAGUAUGAAGGACUCGAAGACUUUAUCAAAAGAGGAAUCACUGAAGAUCGAGUGUUCUGGUUGUGAAAGUUUUCACAUGACUGUUUCGUUAUUAUUUCAUGUAUGCUUAAAUUGAAGAAUUGUUUCCAAAAUUGCAUGUCAGUACUGUUCACUUAGUCUCUACAUGAUUGCAAGUGCAGAUAAUAAUCAGGGUAUCUAUGAAAUAUGGUAUUGUUACUUUAUGGGAAUCCCAUUGGCUUUACAGCCUACUUCUUUUAUAGAUAGGGAAUAAAUCUGCAAAAAUAUUAUGUACAGUUGAAGUAUAGAUAAUCAGAAAAUGAAAAAGAGAAAACUGAAAGAAAAGGUGGUGUUAAUGCUUAAUCACAACAAAACAAAAUAGCCCUGAGAAAACCACCUUGUCUGAGCCACUGCAGCAUGCCAAGAUCAUGCAUGGCCCCAAGUUAUACAGAAAAGCCCCCUUCUUUGGAAAAAGAUUGGAGAUGGAGUAGCCAAGUGACGUCUUUGCACCCAGAACUGAAGUUAGAAAUGGCUACCUUUAUAUGUUGUGUAGAGCUUGAAUGUUGGGGAAAACUAUAACCCAAUUGUGUUCUCAGCAGAGGUAGUAUAUCCUUCAGCUUUUGAUAUUUGUCAGCGACAUUUAUGUCGGUAUAUUCUUGGCCUAGUCUCCAAAAGUUGGUCUUUUCUAAUGAUCUUUACACUAUGCAAUACAGUGAAAGUAAAAUUUCCCUUUUGAAUUUGCUGUAAGUUUUGUUUAGAAUUCCAUUUGAUUCUUGAGCUUAAGUCAUAUUGUGUAAUAUUUUUAUUACACUUAGUUACCAAGAGAAAACCUUCAAUAUUUUUUUGUUAAUUUUUUUUUUUUAGUUUAGAACUUCAUAUCCUAUAUGUAUUAAAGGUACCAGUUGAGUUCAAUGAGGCUGGCAAUAAAGAAAUGCCUUUCUCGAAACUUGGACUUUUUAUGGAGAUAUGCAAGAACAAUGAUCUUUCUUUUCUGUUGGAAUUGUCAGCUCUGGUGAUACAUAAACAUGUAUAGCAGUAUAUUUUCUGAAUGCAAGGUAAUAUCAUCACAUUGGACAUGUUCUGGAACAAGUUUCUUUCACCUUAAAACAGUGAGUUUGAUGCUCAGCUGGUUCAAAUUUGCACUGAACAUAUUAAGUGAUUUUACUGUUUUAAGGUGAGUCAUAAUACAUCACUACUCCAAUUCUCACUGUUAUUUCUAAAAUAUGAAACUGAUGUGGAUGAAUAAGGUACAAAUCAGUGCUUUUGUUUCCUCAUCUUUCACAUGGUGUUUCCAACCAAAGUUGUUUUAGAUUUGCACACUUCUGAAAAGUUUGAAUGCUAUUGAAUUUUACCAUUAAAUUUGUUUUAAGGUAUUGUCAUAGGAACCUGAUCCCUGCUCCUUUCACCAUGUUAAUUGAAGGCUAAAUCAGGUCUGUUUUCAAAAUGUGACUUUAGCCACUAGCCCAAAGCCCUUGUCCAGUAAAGGUUCAGUCAAGUAAUCCCAGCUAAUCAUAGUUCAUGUAACAACACUAAAAUCUACUGAAAAUAAUACUAAGAAUUUGUUUAAGCUAGUUGACUCUCUUUAGUAUGUUUUUAAUAUCAGUGCUACUGUGUCUAUUGUAGGCUGCUUUCAUUACAAAGUGGGAUUUCCUGUCAAUGCUGCAUUGAUGCAAUUUGAUGCAUGAGAUCCAAGUUUGUCUGUUCCAGACCAGAACCUGAGAUCUCAAACAUGGGCAGAUACACUCUGUAAAUAUUUUUCGAGGCAUUUUUUCAGAAAGACAAUGUAUACCAGUUUUGUUGAACAACGUACAUUGUCAGCCUUGCUGACAGCCCUCCAGUAUAAUGCGGUGAUAUUAAAUUUGACAGUGAUUUGCCACAAACAGAUCUGUCAUUUUGGUUGUGUAAGGUUAUGAAAUAUGGUGCUAAUUUGAGGUUUUGUGGUUCAGAUUAUUGAUAUGUGCUAAACAUCUGUUCAGUUGGUUGAAACCUUCUUUUGAAUCAUUAAAAUAGUUACUGUGGUUC
Haliotis rubra (blacklip abalone) is the source of this 4408-nucleotide messenger RNA. Its product is annotated as putative deoxyribonuclease TATDN2. Gene Ontology annotation, molecular function: hydrolase activity, acting on ester bonds. The coding region runs from base 24 to 2357 and encodes 777 amino acids. Lineage: Eukaryota; Metazoa; Mollusca; Gastropoda; Lepetellida; Haliotidae. The transcript is spliced from 6 exons. The record is from RefSeq and is a predicted model, not a curated record.